AUCCUGGUUUCCUACCUCUGGGGAGAUGCACAACUCCUCCUUUAACGAGACAGGUCAUUUGGAAGGAGCAUUGGAAGCUGCUAGGCAACCUGAAGACCACAGUGGAAGGCUUGGUGUCCACCAGCAACCCGAACGUCUGGUCCAAGUAUGGCGGCUUGGAACGGCUCUGCAGAGACAUGCACAGCAUCCUCUACCACGGGCUCAUCCACGACAAGGUGUGCUGCAGACAGAAGGACUACUGGCAGUUUGUGAAGGACAUUCGCUGGCUGAGUCCCGGCUCUGCUCAUCACCUGGAGAAGUUCAUCAGCCUGCAGGAGAGUGGCCAGCCUGACCCAGAGGGCCCGGGGGACCAGGCCAUCGCGCAGCUGUGGCUGCAGCACAGCCUGCAGUGCCACUGCCUGUCAGCGCAGCUGAGACCGCUCCUGGGGAACCGGCAGUACAUCAGGAAAUUCUACACAGACACUGCCUUCCUUCUCAGUGACGCCCACGUCACGGCCAUGCUGCAGUGCCUGGAGGCUGUGGAGCAGAACAACCCCAGGCUUCUGGCUCAGAUUGACACCUCCAUGCUGGCCGGCACGUCACUGCCAUCCCUGUGCGCGUCAGGUCCUUCUGCCGGGACAAGAGAGAUGUGUGACCAUGAUGCUGAAGGACAGGAGAGCCGUCUGCCUGGGGCACUGGGCUGCCUGGAUGGUUUCGCUGAGAGCCUGCUUACCAGGAAGAGUGAUGGUCCACCUCUGGUGACCAAGAGUCAGAGCCUGACUGCCCUCCCUGCGUCCCUGUACGUCCCUGCUGCAGGCUGCACGCAGCAGCGCUGCUUUGGGUCCUUCUCCAGCCUCCACAAUCCAGCCUCCUCUGGCCUCUCAGACAGGAGACCAGCGAGCUCUUCCAUCAGCUCCAGCGCCAUCCAGCCCCAGGAGCACUGCCUGUCUGCCCGGUCCUCCUCCUUCAGCGAGGGCAGGUCCCCUCUGGAGCAGCCCGGCUCUGUCACACGCUUCCACGUCUCCUCACCCAAAGACCUCUUCUCUCCGGCCAGUGACAUGAGCUCCAGCACCACCAGCCAGAACGAGGACACUUGGACGGGGAGUCAGGAUGAUCCGCAGAGUGAUGUUAACGAUGGGCCGGAGUACCUGGCCAUCGGGAACUUGGGGCGCCGGGGCCGGGCAUGCAGCAGCGCCAGCACCAACAGCACCAAGAGCAGUAGCUCCAAACUCUUCUCCUCCAGCAGCUCCCAGAAGCUGGACUCGGUCUCAUCCCUGGGGGAGCAGGGGGCAAGCGGAGGUGGAAGCAGGGGCCUGAGCCUGUUGCGCCGGUCCAGCUUCUCGGAGGGACAGUCGUCAGCUCCACAGGGCAUCCUCAAGAAGAGCCAUGUGCGCUCGCACUCUGACACCAAUGUGGCUUCGGGGAAGUUGCAUGAGUCCCACGGCGAUCCAGGUGGAGGGAGAGGGCCCGUCUCUGCUUCCACCCAGAGCAGUGAACUGAGCACACCCAGCUCCCUCUACAUGGAGUACGACUCUGGGCAGUACUUGAGCUCGGGGGAAGGGAUGUUCAGAAGACCCUCGGAAGGGCAGUCCCUCAUCAGCUACCUCUCUGAGCAGGACUUCGGCAGCUGUGCAGACCUGGAGAAGGAGAAUGCCCACUUCAGCAUCUCAGAGUCCCUGAUCGCUGCCAUAGAGCUGAUGAAAUGCAACAUGAUGAGCCGGCAGCUGGAGGAGGAGGAGGAAGACAGUGACAAAGAGAUCCAGGAGCUUAAACAAAAGAUACGCAUUCGGCGCCAGCAGAUCCGCACCAGACACCUGUUUCCUACCUGCCAGGAGAUGGGCUCAGACAGUCUUGUGGCGACAGACAGCGGGUCCCAGUUCAGCUCCCAUGGCUCCAUGCGGCUCUCUGACUCUGGCUCCGAUGUGGAAGAGUACGAGAUCCGAGAUGCAGACAUCAAGAGGAACCCAGGCUCCAGCAGGAAGUCCUUUCUCUCCUCAGAGUCCAUAUCUCACUCCUUCCUCAACUCCAACUCGGCAGAGGCCGUGGCCAUGGGCUUGCUGAAGCAGUUUGAGGGCAUGCAGCUCCCAGCCGCCUCUGAAUUGGAGUGGCUGGUCCCUGAGCACGACGCCCCGCAGAAGCUCCUGCCCAUCCCCGACUCUCUGCCCAUCUCUCCUGAUGAUGGAGAACAUGCCGACAUCUACAAGCUGAGGAUUCGGGUGCGUGGAAACCUGGAGUGGGCCCCACCGCGACCACAGAUCAUCUUCAAUGUUCACCCAGCCCCAACGAGGAAGGUGGCCGUGGCCAAGCAGAAUUACCGGUGUGCGGGCUGUGGCAUCCGGACUGAUCCUGAUUACAUCAAGCGGCUGCGGUACUGUGAGUACCUGGGGAAGUAUUUCUGCCAGUGCUGCCAUGAGAAUGCCCAGACGGUCAUCCCCAGCCGCAUCCUGCGCAAGUGGGACUUCAGCAAGUACUAUGUGAGCAACUUCUCCAAAGACCUGCUGAGCAAGAUCUGGAGUGACCCACUCUUCGAUGUGCAGGAUAUCAAUCCUGCCCUGUACCGGAAAGUGAAGUCUCUCAACCAAGUGUGGCUGCUGCGGAUCCAGCUUUUCCACAUGAAGAACAUGUUUAAGACGUGCCGGCUAGCUAAAGACCUCUUAGACUCCUUUGAUGCAGUGCCUGGCCACCUGACGGAGGAUUUGCACCUCUACUCGCUGAGCGACCUCAGCGCCACAAAGAAAGGGGACCUGGUGCCUCGCCUGACGGAGCUCCUGAAGGCAGGCAGCCUGCACGUUGAGAAGUGCAUGCUGUGCCAAGCCAAAGGCUUCAUCUGCGAGUUCUGCCAGAAUGAGGGCGACAUCAUCUUCCCCUUUGAGCUCAACAAGUGCAGGACAUGUGAAGAGUGCAAAGCCUGCUACCACAAAUCCUGCUUCAAAUCCACCCGCUGUCCCCGCUGUGAGCGGCUUCAAGCCCGGAGAGAGCUGCUGGCCAAGCAGAGCAUGGAGUCCUACGUCUCGGACUAUGAAGACGAGCUGGAGCAGCCGGAGGCGGUGGCAGCCACAUGAGCAUGUUGCAGCAGAGAAGCAGAUCGUGGGUUUAUUUACAUGCGUGGCCUUCGUCACCAGAGACUGAGCCACACGGACUGGAGAUGAGGACUGUCAGGAGGCCUGGAGCGCUGUCUCGGAGGGAUCUGUUUUCCCCCAUGCAGUAGUGCUGGGCUGGGGAAGGGGCAUCUUCCGUUGUCCAGGUCUGCUCCAGGUACCGCUCGCACUCCCCGAUGCCUUUGUUUGGGGAAAGGUGGCUGCUCCUGCGUGUCCUGCAGGCAGAACAGGGACCUUUUCGAAGCAGUUGUUCAUGCUGGACCAGGCAGGGCUGUGCUGCCAGUCCCCGUGCCCUGCUCCCCGACAGGGUCCCCUGGGGGGUCAGCACUUUCUGCUCAUCAGCUAUAUACUAGGAAGCUCUGGCCAUGUCUGCUCCUUGGAGGGGGGGAAUCAGCUCUCUGAGUCCUCUGAUCCCCUGUUCUGCUGCUGGGGGUUGUGUGCAUGGAGGGAGGGUGGGGGAUUGGGGUUGGUUGUACAUUUAACAGCUCCCUUUCUCAAUUCUGGCUUGGGACACUGCUGGAGAACAGUUGCUCUCACACCAGGAUCAGAGCAGAGGAGGUGGCAGUUGUGAAAGUGUCAGAUUUCUGCCUCGCCUCUCCGUACUAUCUGUGCUGAGCUGCUUUCCCUGCCCUCCACCCGCAGAGGGGCACUGCCCCCAGAGCAGCCGCAUAAAGGGACCGGUGCUGCCGGGCUUUCAGCAGAGGCAGAUCCCCGUGGCCAGAGGAUGCAGUAAGUGAGGCUUCCAACCCCGCUUCCUCCUCAUGCUGUCAGGCUGUCCUCUUGGGGGGACAUGUCCUCCUCUGAGGGUGACAUGGGACCUCACUCUGGUGGCACCAGCACCUGGCUUCCCUGCAGCUGCCUUCUGCCCGAGACCUGUUGGGAUGCAGGUGAAGGCUCAGCCCUCUGGCUGCAUCCCCCGAGCCUCUUGUCUCGGUUUGUUCUUUUAGGUUGGGUUUUUGUUUUUUAAUCUGCUGGAUUUGGUUUUAUUUUUUUAAUGUGGUUGUUUGUAUUUUUAACUGUGUGUUCGCCCCCCCAAGGAGGUGCUGCUUGAAAUGCCUCUUUAGGGGACAUGCAAUCUGCUCGGGACUCACUGGUAUAAAACCUCCCAGGGCUGUCCUGCUCCUGGUUCCUCACCCCUGGAUGGGGCUGAUGUUUGCCAGGUGUCCUCUCUCCCAGCAGAUCUCCUGCUCCCCUUGGGAGAGGGGUCCCUGAGCCAGGCAAAGCCUCAAGGCUUCCUGGCU
This is a messenger RNA of Pygoscelis adeliae (Adelie penguin), 4318 nucleotides long. RefSeq names its product KIAA0226 ortholog (gene RUBCN). The transcript has 21 exons. Bases 177 to 3041 code for a protein of 954 amino acids. Gene Ontology annotation, molecular function: phosphatidylinositol phosphate binding. Gene Ontology annotation, cellular component: early endosome; late endosome. Gene Ontology annotation, biological process: negative regulation of autophagosome maturation; negative regulation of endocytosis. The record is from RefSeq and is a predicted model, not a curated record. NCBI's taxonomy places the organism in Eukaryota, Metazoa, Chordata, Aves, Sphenisciformes, Spheniscidae.